Symbiodinium sp. CCMP2456 is the source of this 2247-nucleotide messenger RNA. NCBI's taxonomy places the organism in Eukaryota, Dinophyceae, Suessiales, Symbiodiniaceae. The record is from the annotation of a GenBank genome assembly.
AUGGCUUCAAGAGAGCGGCCGCCCUCUCCAGUCGACCGCCCUUCGGACUGCGUGGAAAUCCCACACCGACUAGAACUUCAUCAAGAUGAUGAUGUGGCCAUUCUCGUCAACCACAUCAGUGGCGAGCGAGUCGUGCUGGAGACCAGGACGGACGAUAACAAGGUCCACUACAGUCCUGACCAGCGGCACGGCUUCGUGGUGAUGAAUGGCAAGUCGGUCUGGGCGAGACUCUUCAAGUGGCACGCUUUCGAGUGUCGUCGCAGUCGAGAGCCGUUCCUCGUGCACCGCUUGAGCCAAUCGGCGGGCCUGGUUCUUCAGUGGCUAGACGAGGGCAUUGGGCGAACGUGGAGGAAGUUGACUUUGCCGGAGCAAGUCGAACCGGUCGUUACACUGGAGUUCGAUCGCCCGUACCGCAGCAGCGGUUGCUGCAUUUUCUGGUCUUUGCAAAGUCUGUUGAAGAGCUUCUUGCCCCCACAAACGGUGACUCAGUCCAAGAUUAGCACUUGGAUGCGAAAGUCGUGGCGGAAGGUGUUACAAAGCCAUCUUGGCCGAGGAGUCGUUAUGGAUGACCACAUCCUCACGACAGAUCGCCAAGCGGCCGCUUCUUCUUCAGUCGGCCAAGCAGAUGCAGUCGUGCUCGACUCAGAUGAUGUCGCAGUCGAUCCGGCUGAUGCAGUGGUCGCAGACCACCCCCCAGCUGCUGCCGCCCUCGCGGAACGGGACGCCUUACUAUUACAAGUAGACAUCACUAUGCUGUCCACAGUCGCUGCUUUGCAACUGUUGUUGCACAUGUGCAACAAGCCUCCUCAGGAAUGCUCGGAAGAGACUGUUCGGCAAUUCAGUCGCAGUCUUAUGGCCUUUUUUCAUGUGGGCCAAAAGUCGACACGUUCAGUCGACCACUCCGAAUACCUCAGCUUGGUGUUCGAGAAGGAGUACAAUCCGAGCAUGGGCAGGAGCUGCGGGGAACCGCUGUUCAACGUUUCGGGCAACCUCGCGUUUGACAGAGUGGACAAAUCCUGCAACUGGAAGCAGCUCUCCCGCCAAGAGAAGAAGAGCGUCAGUUUGCACAACAACGCGGACAUACUGGCCUUGCUUUGGAGCACUCAGCGAAAAAGCAACUGCCAGUGGAUCUGUGAUCAACUGUGCUUCCAAGUCGCUCAAGUCGUGGAAGCUGGAAGGUUCUUGGUUUUCCACAAGUCGUUCGUCGUCCUGACUCAGAGCGAGAGUGGCAGCACGAUCAAGCCGCGAAGGUCUCUCAGUGAUCCCGCUGUUCUGGCACACCGCGCACGUCAAGGCUUGAAAGAGUCGGGCAAGAAGAGCAAGAAGAAAAGAAAAAAGGGCGAGGCCAAGUCGAACCCGCGGGCGAUGGACGACAAGAAGGACCUGGUGAGGUACUUCUACGGCUGCCGGAGGGCGAUGGCAGACACCAAGGUCUUGGCCAUCGCUGAUGACGAGUCGCGUGUGGGCGGGAAGGAGCGGCUCAUGCUCUGUGCGAUGAACGAGCAGGGAGUCGCCUGCUGGGCACCGCCACAGGAAGUCAGGGACAUGAAGAUCCGCUUGGCGCAACCUGGGGAGCCAGUCGAACAAGUCGACAAAGAUAUCUGGAAGGAGCGAGCUCGUCAAUUCCUGAAGCGAGAGGCUGGCCGACAGCACGAACUGGAGCAGGACACCGCAGUCGUCCGCAAGCGGCUCCGCCCUCCGGCCCGGUUGCCUUCCUUCGACCUCUUGCUCGCGAAGAACAAUGCUUUGGCCUGCGUGACCGGCAAUGGCCUGGAUGCAUAUGUUCCGAAGGAUACAGACAAGAACGUGCCGCUUUGGGAACGACACACACUAGUCGAGUGCAGCGAUCAAGGGCCAAUUCCUGUCUCGACGGACUCUUUCGAGCUUCAUCAUCUUCGUUUGAGGAAGUGGUGGUCGGAAGUGACAGAAGCUUGGACUGAGUUCGUCGCAACGGCGGAUAAAGGCGAUCCGCUCAUUGCUGCGACAGUCCGUCGCAUGAGUCGCUUUGGCGCUGGAGUCGCAGUCGACCAGUUCAUUCAGGACAUGCGGGAUGGCAGCAGCAACUUUCUGCAUCGCAGGGGCGAGUCGGUCCAGCCGAGCCGCUGGUUCACUUGGCAAGAUGCGAUCAUGAAGCGGCUUGCCAAUCCUGCUGAUCUGCAUCUCCAGUACCUCGUGAUGUUGUUCCAUGGCAUAUCCAUGGGAUACUUGGCUCCGUCCUGCAAGUUUUUGUUUAAUCAGCAGGCAUGA